UUGGCCCAGUGGUAAGAACGCGUGAAUCUUAACCGAUGAACGUGGGUUCAAACCCGGGCGAGCACCUCUGAAUUUACAUGUGCUUAAUUUCUGUUUAUAAUUCAUCUCGUGCUUUUCGGUGAAGGAAAACAUCGUGAGGAAACCUGCAUGUGUCUAAUUUCAUCGAAAUUCUGCCACAUGUGUAUUCUACCAACCCGCACUGGAGCAGCGUGGUGGAAUAAGCUCCAAACCUUCUCCUCAAAAAAGGGAGAGGAGGCCUUAGCCCAGCAGUGGGACAUUUACAGGCCGUUACUGUACUGUUACUGUAAAUAAAUAUUUACCUACAAAACAAUAUGCUGUAUCGUACAACUUCAAAUUUAAAAACGAAUUUCAAAUUAUAAUGGUUUUUUUUCUUCAAGCAAUCACGUCACAUAAUUGUACGAGUAGUUGAGUAACAGUACAUAUUGUAGAUAAGCUUCUAUGUUUAAAACUUAUUUUUACUGAGACGAGAUUAUAAAUUUAUUUUUGUCUCAGUUGAUUGUAUUACUUCAGUGGAUAAGCACGUAUUAUUUAUUCAUUAUACAUAUAUUGUUUUGACUAACUAUCGAUAUAUCUGUUUAAAGGUGUCACGAAGAAAAAUAUUAUGAUAUAUUUUUUAAUAUGGAGUGCAGUGCUGCUCGCUGCUCUGACUCUGUACUUUUGGCAAACAUACUCCAGAUUUAGUGACUAUGGCGUGAAACAUAUGAAGGUGAUUCCUUUCUUUGGCAAUAUGGCGAGAGUAGCAUUUCGAAUGGACCAUUUAACCGACCAGUUUGAUAAGAUUUACAAAGCUUUCCCUAACGAAAGAUUCGUUGGAAGAUUUGAGUUCACAAAGCCUACGUUAGUUAUACAAGACCUUGAGCUGGUUAAGAAGAUAACAAUUAAAGAUUUUGAAUACUUCCUCGACCAUCGCGGACUCACAGAUGAAAAAGUUGAGCCUUUGUUUGGACGGAAUAUAUUUUCAUUAAAAGGUCAGGAAUGGAAAGACAUGCGUUCAACUUUGAGCCCAGCGUUCACGAGCUCGAAGAUUAAACUAAUGGUACCCUUCAUGGUGGAAGUGGGUGAACUAAUGAUACAAUCAUUAAAGAAGAAAAUCAAGGAAUCGGAAGGCUACAUCGAUGUAGAUUGCAAGGACUUGACAUCACGGUAUGCUACUGAUGUGAUCGCGUCUUGUGCAUUUGGUCUAACAGUUAACUCACAAACGGAAAAGAACAAUAAGUUCUAUGAGAUGGGCAAAGUCGCUUCUACUUUCAAAUUCCGACAAAUGUUUCUCUUCUUCGCACUGUCUGCGUGUCCAUCUCUCGUUAAGAUAUUUAAAAUAACGCUAUUUUCAAACAAAACUAGGGAUUUCUUUAUCAACCUAGUGCUAAGUACAAUGAAGGACAGAGAAGCUCGUAGCAUUAUCAGACCGGACAUGAUCCAUCUUCUUAUGGAGGCUAAGAAAGGUCACUUGUCACACGAUGAAAAAGGUAACGAUGACAUUCACCAAGACACUGGAUUUGCUACGGUCGAAGAAUCGUCUAUCGGCAAGAAAACUAUUGACAGAGUGUGGUCUGACAUCGAUCUCGUGGCCCAAGCUGUCUUGUUCUUCAUCGGUGGCUUCGAAUCAGUGUCAACUUCAAUGUCCCAUGCGCUGCGCGAAUUGGCCCUCCAUCCUGAGAUCCAGGAACGACUCGCAAAUGAGAUCAAGGAACAUCAUGCCAAAAAUGGCGGAAAGUUGAACUUUAACUCGAUACAGAAUAUGACGUACAUGGACAUGGUAACUUCAGAAGUACUACGCCUCUGGCCAGCGGCUAUAGCCUUGGAAAGGGUUUGUAAGAAAGAUUACAACAUGGGAAAACCUAAUGACGCAGCUGAAAAAGAUUUCAUCAUGCGAGAAGGAGAGCUUCUUUGGAUGCCAGUAUGGUGUUUCCAUUAUGACCCUAAAUAUUUUUCCAAUCCUAAUAAAUUCGACCCUGAACGCUUCUCUAACGAAAACAAGCAUAAGAUUAAUCCUUUGGCUUACAUGCCUUUCGGUCUUGGACCCAGGAACUGUAUUGGAUCAAGAUUUGCUCUUUGUGAAAUAAAGGCUCUGUUGUAUCAAACUUUACUACAUUUUGAAGUUUACCCAUCAGAAAAGACCGUUCUCUCUCGAAAGCUUGUUAAGGAUUCCUUUAACAUCAGACUUGCAGGUGGCUAUUGGUUUAGGUUUAAAAUCCUUAUUGGGUUGAGUGUAUUGUUUCGGAGAAUAAGGACAUAUUAUUUAAACAGGAUAUAUUGUAUAAGUUUUGCAAAGAAAAACAUCAUGAUAUAUAUUUUAAUAUGGAGCACAGUGUUGUUCGCUGUUCUGACUCUGUACUUCCGGCAAACAUACUCCAGGUUUAGUGACUAUGGCGUGAGACAUAUGAAGGUGAUUCCCUUCUUUGGCAAUAUGGGGAGAGUAGCAUUUCGGAUGGACCAUUUAACCGACCAGUUUGAUAAGAUUUACAAAGCUUUCCCGAACGAAAGAUUCGUUGGAAGAUUUGAGUUCACAAAGCCUACAUUAGUUAUACAAGACCUUGAGCUGGUUAAGAAGAUAACAAUAAAAGACUUUGAAUACUUCCUCGACCAUCGCGGUUUCACAGAUGAAAAAGUUGAGCCUCUGUUUGGACGCAACUUAUUAUCAUUAAAAGGUCAGGAAUGGAAAGACAUGCGUUCAACUUUGAGCCCAGCGUUCACAAGCUCGAAGAUAAAACUAAUGUUACCCUUCAUCGAGGAAGUGGGUGAACAAAUGAUAAGAACGUUAAAGAUGAAAAUCAAAGAAUCAGACGGCUUUAUCGAUGUGGAUUGCAAGGACUUGACAUCACGUUCCGCUACUGAUGUGAUCGCGUCCUGUGCAUUUGGUCUUAAGGUGGACUCACAAACUGAAAAGAAUAAUCAGUUCUAUGAGAAGGGCAAAUCGGCUUCUACUUUCAAAUUACGACAAAUGUUGCUAUUCUUUAUGCUAUCGGCUUGUCCAUUUCUUGUUAAGGUCAACUAUCACACGAUGAAAAAAACGGUAGUAACAACGAACAAGAUACCGGCUUUGCUACUGGAAAAGAAUCUCAUUUGGUCCGACACCGAUCUCAUCGCUCAAGCUGUGUUAUUUUUCAUUGCUGGCUUUGAAACAAUAUCAAUCGCAAUGUCCUUUACUCUUCAUGAGCUGGCAGUUCAUCCUGAGAUCCAGGAGCGCCUGGCAAAAGAGAUCAAGGACUAUGAUGCUAAAAAUGGUGGUAAGCUGAACUUCAGUUCCAUCCAGAACAUGGCGUACUUAGACAUGGUAACAUCUGGUUCAAGAUUUGCUCUUUGCGAGCUAAAGGUAUUGCUGUACCAAAUUCUGCUUCAUACAGAAGUAUUAGUAUCUGAAAAAACUCGUAUUCCUGUUAAACUGGCACCCGAAUCAUUUAAUCCUCGAAUUGAUGGCGGUCAUUGGUUAAAAUUCAAGAUGAUUUUCCUCAUAUGGAGUGCCGUGCCGAUCGCGGCACUGGCCCUGUACUUUCAUCAGAUCUACUCCAGGUUCAGUAAUUAUGGAGUCAAGCAUUUCCCUGUGGUCCCAUUUUUUGGCAACAUGUUAAACAUGGCUCGUAAAAAGAUAUUUUUCGCCCAGGAAAUGCAUAGUUUAUAUAAACUCUGUCCAGAAGAAAGGUUUGUUGGAAGAUAUGAGUUUAUGAAACUGGUUCUAGUACUACAAGAUCUUGAAUUAAUUAAAACCAUUACCAUAAAAGAUUUCGAACACUUCACCGAUCAUAGAAAAUUUAUUGAUGAAGCAGUUGAGCCUUUGUUUGGAAGAAAUUUAUUUUCUUUAAGAGGCGAUGAAUGGAAGGACAUGCGUUCAACAUUAAGUCCAGCGUUCACGACCUCAAAAAUAAAACUGAUGCUACCUUUCAUGGAGGAAGUGGGUGAGCAAAUGAUUCGAUCGUUAAAGAAGAAAAUUCAAGAAUCUGAUUCAGCGUAUGUCGAUAUAGAUGUCAAGGACUUGACAUCGCGCUAUGCAAACGACGUAAUUGCUUCCUGCGCGUUUGGUCUAAAAGUUGAUUCGCAUACAGAUAAAGAAAACCAGUUCUAUAAAAUGGGAAAAGAUAUUUCAUUGUUCAAUUUUGAAAAGACAAUUAUUUUAUUUAUUAUUUCCGCUUUUCCAUAUUUUGCAAAGAAAUUAAAGCUGAAGCUAUUCAAAAAUGUUACGAAAAACUUCUUCAUUGAUUUGGUAAUGAGCACAAUGAAAGAUAGAAAGAGCCGUAAUAUAUUAAGACCCGACAUGAUUCAUCUGCUAAUGGAAGCUAAGACAGGUCAACUUACCCACGAUGAUAAAAAUAAAGAUACCCAUCAAGAUACUGGUUUCUCUACCGUCGAGGAAUCGUCUGUGGGCAUGAAGAAAGUCGACCGAAUAUGGUCUGACACCGAUCUUAUUGCCCAGGCAAUAUUAUUCUUCAUUGCUGGUUUUGAUACUAUAUCAACGGCAAUGUCGUUUGCACUGUACGAGCUGGCUCUUCACCCAGACAUCCAGGAACGCCUGGUCCAAGAGAUCAAGGAGCAUAAUCAAAAAUAUAAAGGCAUACUGAAUAUUAAUUCCAUUCAGAAUAUGACUUAUAUGGACAUGGUGACGUCAGAAGCACUUAGAUUGUGGCCACCAGUCGUGGCAUUAGAUAGAGCUUGCGUUAAAGACUAUAACUUGGGAAAACCUAGCAACACAGCCACAAAGGAUUACAUUAUACGUCGAGGAGAACUCAUUUCGAUACCAGUUUGGUCUUUUCACCGUGACGCAAACAUAUUUCGGAAUCCAGAAAAAUUCGACCCUGAACGUUUUUCACCAGAAAACAGACACAACAUCAACACCAUGGCUUAUAUGCCUUUCGGGAAUGGCUCUAGAAACUGUAUAGGUUCAAGGUUUGCUCUAUGCGAAUUGAAGGCUCUUCUAUAACAGAUUCUUCUCCAUAUAGAAGUUUCACCAUCAGAGAAAACUUGUGUUCCUGCUAAGCUUUCGUGCGAAACAUUCAACCUUGCACUUGAAGGUGGUCAUUGGUUAAGAUUUAAGUUGCGUAAUUAAUAUUUAUAGAAAAAAUAUGUUUUUUACUUUUAAAUAUUCAUAUAUUUUAAGUUGUUCGCACACUAUGCCCGAUAAGGGAUCCUGGCUAAAAAACAUAUAAACAUAUACAGAGGUUGCCUGGAAGAGAUCACUAUAAAUGAAAAGGCCGCCUUUGCAUACUAUAUGUUCAACUUGCUAUUAUGUGUUACUAAAUGUUUGUAAAGUGUGUGCAAUAAAGGAUUAAUAAAUAAAUAAAUUUGGUUAAUGUGCAAAAAUAGGCGCGAAGCACUAU
This is a messenger RNA of Nymphalis io (European peacock), 5330 nucleotides long. RefSeq lists its product as uncharacterized. The record is from RefSeq and is a predicted model, not a curated record. Lineage: Eukaryota; Metazoa; Arthropoda; Insecta; Lepidoptera; Nymphalidae. The transcript is spliced from 31 exons. Gene Ontology annotation, molecular function: heme binding; iron ion binding; monooxygenase activity.